Ambispora gerdemannii is the source of this 516-nucleotide messenger RNA. The record is from the annotation of a GenBank genome assembly. NCBI's taxonomy places the organism in Eukaryota, Fungi, Glomeromycota, Glomeromycetes, Archaeosporales, Ambisporaceae.
AUGUCUGCAGAAUUAUUAUCGAUAAUCAAUCAUACGGACAAUAAGAAUACAAGAGAACGAGAAACGAGAAAAAUUAAAAACUUGCUUAUCGGAGCGACCGGAAGCGUUGCCAGCAUCAAAAUACCGUUCUUAACGAAAGCCUUACUCGAGCUUGAUUCUAAUCUAUCAAUAAAAGUAUGCGCCACUACACACGCAUUACAUUUCUUUGAUCCAAUUACUUUGAAUUCGGAAACUGGAGUACAAGUUUUUACGGAUCAAGAUGAAUGGAAGGAUUGGAAUAAAAUAUCUGAUCCAAUAUUACACAUUGAAACAUGCAUUCUUCGUGCAUGGGAUUCUACUAGACCAGUAAUCGUUUGUCCGGCGAUGAAUACAAACAUGUGGAACCACCCGUUCACCGCAAAACAUUUGAAAGUACUUGAUGAUGAGUUGGGUUAUAUUGUUGUCCCGCCGAUAAGUGUAGGAGCAAUGGCGGAAUACAUGACAAUUGUGAAUUACGUGCAAGAAAAUUUAAUUUGA